Molecule: messenger RNA, 2052 nt
Organism: Cantharellus anzutake
Lineage: Eukaryota; Fungi; Basidiomycota; Agaricomycetes; Cantharellales; Hydnaceae
Product: putative transketolase
Exons: 11
Coding region: 1-2052 (683 amino acids)
Biological process (GO): pentose-phosphate shunt
Cellular component (GO): cytosol
Molecular function (GO): transketolase activity
Source: RefSeq, a predicted model, not a curated record
AUGGUUGCAUUCACGCCCGAACCUUUGGAUCUUAAAUCCAUCGACACCAUCCGAGCUUUGGCCGCGGAUGUAGUUGCGAAAGCCAACAGCGGCCACCCUGGCGCCCCUAUGGGCCUGGCUGCUGCUGCUCAUGUCCUGUGGUCACGAUUCUUGAAAGCCAAUCCCAAAGAUUCAAAAUGGUUUGCGAGAGACCGAUUCGUUCUUUCUAAUGGUUGCGCCCUACAAUACAUCAUUCUCCACCUUUUGGGCUACAAACUUACUUUGGACGAUUUGAAGGCAUUCCGUCAAGUUGAUUCUAAGACACCAGGUCAUCCGGAAUACCAUCAUACCGAUGGUGUUGAAGUCACUACUGGUCCUCUGGGCCAAGGGUUUUCUAACGCUGUUGGGUUCGCCAUUGCUGAAGCCCAUUUGGCUGCUACGUUCAACAAGGAAGGUUUCAACAUCGUUGACAAUUACACGUAUGUUUUUUUGGGCGAUGGAUGUCUGAUGGAAGGUGUUGCGAGUGAAGCUGCCUCUAUCGCUGGUCAUCAGCGAUUGGGGAAAUUGAUUGCUAUUUACGACGAUAACCAUAUCACUAUCGAUGGAGAUACGAACGUCGCGUUCACCGAGGACGUUCUUAAACGUUUCGAAGCGUACGGUUGGCACGUUGCCGAGGUAAAGAACGGCAACAGCAACUACGAGGGGAUCUACAACGCCAUCAUUGAAGCCCAGAAAGUUAAGGACAAGCCAUCCCUGAUCAAGUUAGAAACCAUCAUAGGGUACGGUUCCAAGCAACAGGGUACUCAUGGUGUUCAUGGUUCUCCUCUUAAGAAGGACGAUAUCGUCCAGUUGAAGCAAGCCAUUGGUUUCCCGCCAGAAGAAUCAUUCUUUGUUCCCAGGGAGGUCUAUGACCUUUACGGAAAGAUUGCGGAGAAGGGUGCUUUUGCGCAGAGCAAAUGGGAGGCCCUCUUUGUUGAAUAUGGGAAGAAAUUCCCGAACGAAUACGCCGAGCUUUCUCGUCGCAUCAAGGGAGAACUCCCGCAAGGUUGGGAGCAAAAACUCCCCGUCUACAAAGUUGGAGAUCCCGCCGUUGCAUCCCGCAAACUUUCCGAGACUGUGCUUACGGCCAUUCAUGGCACUCUCCCUGAGCUUUUUGGUGGCUCGGCGGAUUUGACAGGAUCAAACUUGACACGUGUAAAGAACGACGUGGACUUCCAGCCUCCGAGCAGUGGUCUUGGGAAUCAUGCUGGGAGAUAUUUCCGUUAUGGUGUCCGUGAGCACGGUAUGGGCGCUAUUUUGAACGGGCUUUCGGCCUACGGUGCCAUCCUUCCUUACGGUGGGACUUUCUUUAAUUUCGUGUCGUAUGCUGCGGGAGCGGUUAGGCUUGCCGCUCUCUCGGGGCAUCAGGUCAUCUGGGUCGCGACCCACGACUCGAUCGGUCUCGGCGAAGAUGGUCCCACUCAUCAACCGGUCGAGACUGCCAUCCACUUCCGUGCCACCCCCAACCUUCAAGUCUGGCGCCCUGCAGACGGUAAUGAGACAUCAGCUGCAUAUCUUGUCGCCAUCAAUUCUCGGACUACUCCUUCCAUCCUCUGUCUCUCCCGUCAGAAUCUUCCUCAGCUAGAAGGUUCUACUAUUGCGAAGGCCGCCAAAGGUGGUUAUGUCCUGCAUGAAGUUGAGGGCAAGGAAGACCUUACUAUCGUAUCCACCGGAUCUGAGGUCUCUAUUGUUGUCGAGGCAGCAGGGAAGCUGUCCAGCGAUGGCCUCAAGAUCCGUGUCGUGUCGCUACCAAGUUGGGAGAUCUUCGACGCCCAGUCCCAAGAAUAUCGACUGAGCGUUCUUCGUUCUGGAGCUCCUAUUUUGAGCGUCGAGGCUUACUCGACGAUUGGCUGGGAAAGAUAUAGCCACGAGCAGUUCGGUCUCAAGGGCUGGGGUUCUUCAGGUCCCUACGAUAAGGUUUAUGCCAAGUUUGGCCUCACCGGAUCAAAUAUCGCUGAGCUUGGCAAGAAGACCAUCGAGUUUUACAGGAAGAAAGGCGGCGAGGUUGUCUCGCCACUCAUCAAGGCCUUCUGA